Messenger RNA from Dichotomopilus funicola, 1800 nucleotides. RefSeq lists its product as uncharacterized. The record is from RefSeq and is a predicted model, not a curated record. Bases 1 to 1800 code for a protein of 599 amino acids. The transcript is spliced from 4 exons. Lineage: Eukaryota; Fungi; Ascomycota; Sordariomycetes; Sordariales; Chaetomiaceae. Gene Ontology annotation, molecular function: protein binding.
AUGGCAGCAACCGGCCAUACCGACGAGGACCUAAGCUACCCCACGACCCCGCUUCAGGGCGACUCUCACCCAGCGGCGAAUGAGACCCUGAAAUUGUCGACCUUGGCGCUCCGCACCGCGUCGCAGAAACCCACCGCGUUAGACACCCCGCCGGAGACUCCAUUAGACGAUGAUGUCGGGUCGACGACAAAAAAUGGCAAGGGGAAAGAAGCGGCAUUGGAGCACGACGUCAACCCAUUAAUCCCAUCACGUCUCACUGGACUCCCGGCGGAGCUUUUGGCCAGCAUACUUCAGUACCUGGCCCCAACGGACUUGGCCAAUAUCGCAGGAACAUGCCGUAUAAUGUACACCUAUGCGGCCGACGAGCGACUUUGGAAGGCCCACGUACAGGAGAAUGUUCCGUGCCAGCAAAUCACAUCCCCGUACCCAUUUGAGACGUUCCAGGAGCUAUAUGCGGCCAGGGACCCGCAUUGGUUCAUCCCCAAGUACAAACUCUGGUUUGCCGACAACGGCCUGCCCGGACGCCUGAUGGCGGUUCAGUACGACCAGCGCCGGGGCAUGAUCGAAGGCUUCCAGGUGGUUGCCCGGAAUAAGAACACCAGUUUCCACACGUGGCAUUCCAACGGCAACACCAUCAUCUCGGGCUUCAAUCCGGAUGUCAAGAUCUACCAUGAUAACCCCAUCCUCCGUCUCCCGGUAGUCGCGAGUGCCGAAAACACCAACGGUGAUGGCCCCACAACCAGCAGCAGCGAGUCUGGCUCACAACACCAAAGGCCCAAAAGGGGCAACCGCUUCAAGCCUGAGUUUUACAUGCCGACAACCGACCUAAGCGGCCUACAAAGCAGCUUCGCAUUCGCCAAAAGACUGACGCCAGACGAGGUCGCUGCGCGCCUCAACCCACCCUUUCCUUACCGCAAUGUCUGGCCCCCUCGAUCUAUCCCGAGCUCUGAACGCGUGAUAGGCGCCGGUUUAGACCACCCUUCAUCUCUCGACAGCCGCCGAGACCGCCCCGAGACGCGGGGGCAGGUGUGCCAACGCGCGUUCCGCAUCCAUAAGUGGCUCCAUGUGAGCCCCAUUGACAACCGCUUUAGUCUGUUUCCUGAACCUUUCGAGACUUGGCAGGGCACGCCACCCCACGCAGCUGGUGUUCCAUCGAACACAACAACUGGCCUGUCUAUGGCCAAUUUGUUGUGGAAUAACAUCAGCACGAUCAUGUCGCAUCGAUUCGACGCUAUUUCCGGCCAGUCGCCCGUGGCUGAGGACGUCUCAACUUACAGCACCAUCGAUCCGGAGCAGUACACUCCAACCGAGACGAAGCCUUUCCGCGGCAUAUGGGUCGGCGAUUACGGCCUACACGGCCCCGAGUUUCUCUGGAUCCACCAACCGGACGACGAGGACGAGUUUGUACCUCCCACCCGUUCCGAUGGAGAGUCGGACGAAGACUUCGCCAAGCGCGAGCGUGACGCUGCCAGAUACCGCGGCAGGUUAGAGGCGAUCAAGCUCACAGGCGAUGCCAACAUUCCGCGCGGUGAACACUCGUUCAUCGUGGAGGAACUGGGCGAGCAAGGCCUCGCGCGGAUCGAGACCCACGCUCCGUUUGAGGGUGUCCGGGUGGUACGAAGCGAAUGCCACAUUGCUGAUCAUGGGUUUUCUAAUGCCCGACGCAUCGGGGGAGAGUUGUUCUGCAUCUCGCACGACAAGCUGGCGUACCACUGGAUCGACCUGAACCACAUCAGCUACUUUUACCGCGUGAAUGUCGACAAGCUGAUUGUCCCCUUAUCUUCUAAUCCCGCAACAUAG